This is a messenger RNA of Cyprinodon variegatus (sheepshead minnow), 1414 nucleotides long. It is a transcript of the gene pgam1b, whose product is annotated as phosphoglycerate mutase 1. Lineage: Eukaryota; Metazoa; Chordata; Actinopteri; Cyprinodontiformes; Cyprinodontidae. The record is from RefSeq and is a predicted model, not a curated record. The transcript has 4 exons. Gene Ontology annotation, biological process: glycolytic process. Bases 206 to 970 code for a protein of 254 amino acids. Gene Ontology annotation, molecular function: intramolecular phosphotransferase activity.
UAUUUCGUCACUCAGGCGACUCCAAAAACCUCUCUUUCACUAACACGCGCUUCCUCUCUUCAGGUUGUCAAGAAACACCGACCACUUCUUGUUCAUCCUGUUUAGGAGCUGCCGUGGAGUCAGGAAUAAUCCAAUAGCAUCGCCGCAGGCCGCUUGGAAGAACCAAAGUUACCGGAAGUACAGCGCAGAGGACGUUGGUGUGAGGAUGGCUGCCUACAAGCUGGUUCUGAUUCGCCACGGAGAGAGCGUCUGGAAUCAGGAGAACCGCUUUUGCGGCUGGUUCGACGCCGACCUUAGUGAGACAGGAGAGAAGGAAGCAAAGAGGGGAGGACAGGCCCUGAAAGAUGCUGGCUAUGAAUUUGAUAUCUGCUACACCUCUGUUCUUAAGAGGGCUAUCCGUACGCUGUGGUUCGUGCUGGACGGCAUUGACCAAAUGUGGCUGCCCGUCCACCGGACCUGGCGGCUCAAUGAGCGCCACUACGGUGGCCUGACGGGGCUGAAUAAAGCUGAAACGGCUGCCAAACACGGCGAGGCUCAGGUCAAGAUUUGGAGGCGUUCAUUUGAUAUUCCUCCCCCACCCAUGGAUGAGGGUCACAACUUCUACCAGGCUAUUAGCAAGGACCGGCGUUAUGGUGACCUUACUGAGGAUCAGCUGCCUAGCUGUGAAAGUCUCAAGGACACCAUUGCCAGAGCACUUCCUUUCUGGAACGAGGAAAUUGUUCCCCAGAUCAAGGAGGGGAAGAGGGUCCUGAUUGCUGCUCAUGGCAACAGCCUGCGGGGCAUCGUUAAGCAUCUUGAGGGUAUGUCAGAGGAAGCCAUCAUGGAGCUGAACCUGCCCACAGGCAUUCCCAUCGUGUAUGAGCUGGACAAAAACCUGAAGCCCUUAGGACCAAUGCAGUUCUUGGGAGACGAAGAGACCGUCAGGAAGGCCAUGGAAGCAGUGGCCGCUCAGGGCAAAGCCAAGAAAUAGACUCGUCCUUCCUGCUGAAGCACAGAAUAUAGACCAAUCAUCCUCUUCUCACACAUUCUGUUAAGAAAAAAAAAAGGUUAUUUAAUGUUUGUCAUCACAGACUUGCACACAAGUAGACCCAAAAUGUGCACUUUACUAAUUAUUUCUGGCUUAAACACAAUCAGCCUGUUGCUUGUGUUUAUUGGUCGUAGUUAUACGCUGAAAAACACAUUUCAUUCUUAGACCCUUGAACAUAGUUGAAGCACUGACCAAAUAGGCAAUUAGGGACCAGAGAGUGGUGACAGAAUGGAAAUCGGAUGAGCUGAUCUGCAGCUUACAAGCAGUGUCUGCAGGUAAACCUUACUGGGAACACCGCUGGCUGCUGUUGAAAAGGGCAAAGUGUUUCAUUGUACACUGCUUAACAUUGUUUGCUGUGGCAAAAAAGAAUAAAUAUUUGUGACAUCA